AUGCCAACUUUUGAUUCGUCUUUCAUCACUAAUCACACUUGUCUUCGUAUUAAAGACCCAAAAAUUUCAAUUCCCUUCUAUGAAAAAAAUUUUGGUCUUAAACAUAUUAGUCAAUUGCACUUACCAGAUCGUACUUUAUACAUUUUAGGAAUUGAAAAUGAAUCAAAUAAAAAUUUGAAUUGGUGUGCCAGAGAAGGUAUUUUAGAAUUAUGCCAUCAUUCAGGUAGUGAAAAUGACUCUAGUUUCAAAGUUAAUAACGGUAAUGGUGAAAAAGAUCGUGGGUUUGGUCAUAUUUGCUUUUCUGUUGAUAACAUAGAAGAAGCUGAAAAGAAAUUAUUGGGUAAUGAAGUUUCUUUCAAAAAAAAAUUAUCUGACGGUAGACAAAAAAACAUUGCUUUUGCCUUAGACCCUGAUGGAUACUGGAUUGAAUUGAUUGAACAUGGUGUUAAUAAGGUUGAAAAUAAAACCGAUUUAUCUUCUUACAAAUUAAACCAUACCAUGAUUAGAGUAAAAGAUCCAAAAGCUUCUUUGAAAUUUUACCGUGAAGUUCUUGGUUUCAAAUUAUUCCAUACCAAAGUUUUUGAAGAUGCUAAAUUUACUCUUUAUUUCUUGGGUUAUGAAUCUCCAGAUUUCAAAGAAGAUUCUCUUGAUGUCUCUACCCAAGCUACUAAACAAUCAGUCUUGGAAUUAACUCACAAUUGGGGUACUGAAAAUGAUGAUUCUUUCCCAGGUUACCAUGAUGGUAAUUCCACCGAAAACGGUGCAAUUGCCGGUUACGGUCACUUUGGUAUUGCUUGUGAUAACGCUGAAAAAUUAUGCAGAGAAAUUGAAUCUGAAUUCCCUGAAGUUGAAUGGGCCUUGAAAUACGGUGAAGGUCCUGCUAAAAUUAUUGCCUUUGUUAAAGACCCUGAUGGAUACCAAGUUGAAAUCUUUAACACUGAUUCUUUCAAAGACUGGACCGAUGGUAAGCCUCCUUUAUGA
Molecule: messenger RNA, 981 nt
Organism: Hyphopichia burtonii NRRL Y-1933
Lineage: Eukaryota; Fungi; Ascomycota; Pichiomycetes; Serinales; Debaryomycetaceae
Gene: GLO1
Product: lactoylglutathione lyase
Exons: 1
Coding region: 1-981 (326 amino acids)
Molecular function (GO): metal ion binding; lactoylglutathione lyase activity
Source: RefSeq, a predicted model, not a curated record